Drosophila takahashii is the source of this 1446-nucleotide messenger RNA. RefSeq lists its product as uncharacterized. Lineage: Eukaryota; Metazoa; Arthropoda; Insecta; Diptera; Drosophilidae. Gene Ontology annotation, cellular component: membrane. The record is from RefSeq and is a predicted model, not a curated record. Gene Ontology annotation, molecular function: G protein-coupled receptor activity. Gene Ontology annotation, biological process: G protein-coupled receptor signaling pathway.
AAUAACAUGGACAGUCAUCGAAUCGUUCCAUCUGUCAUGUACGCCGUGAAUUUCACCAGGCCGGACUCCCACUGGUCACUGGGACAGAGCCAUGGGAUGGAGCACAGUGACGAGUGCAUCUUCCAGAGGAGGCAGCCCACGGUGGCGAUCUUUGUGCUCUACGGACUGGCAGUUCCCACCUUGGCCGCCUUUGGACUGUGCACGAACUUUAUCAAUGCGGUGGUCUUCAUGAGGCCCAAGAUGACCCCGUCGGCCUUCAGUUACUUGGCGGCCCUCUCCUGGAUGGACUGCAUCUCGUGUCUGCUCAUCACGUUGACCGCGUUGUCCAGGAGCUAUUUCUACCGCAGCCCAGCCUGGAUUGCCUACGACUAUCAGUGGCAGACCCCGUUCUUCGGGAUCAGCACGGGAGCAGCCAAUCUACUCCUGGCCUGCCUGAGCCUGGAUCGAUUCACCUAUCUGUCGGGUUUCAAGCGGAACAAUGGGGCUCCUCGCUUUUGUCGUCGGAAGGUGGCUCGUUGUAUGAUCGUUGUGGCAAUUGGCACAUCCAUAGUGGUCAAUAUGCCGUACUUCUUUGUCUUCUAUGUGAGCGACUCGGGAACUUGUCACGUCACCGAUUUCUACUAUUCAAAUUUUUAUAAGGUGCAAAACUGGUUCACCUUUGCCUUGUUGGCCCUCUUGCCAGCCAUUUUCCUGUUUAUCGGCAACGGGGCCAUUAUUAUAGCCUUUCGAAAAUGGACUAAGCAGAGCCAAAGGUGUCAGGCGAGCGAUCCGAAUGCCAAUAACCGCACCACCGCCAAGCGAUAUCAGCACCAAAUGAAGCUGACCAUCAGCAUAGUGAUUGUAAUUACAUUGUAUUUAAUCGGAGAGCUUCCCGCCCACAUGACCUCCAGAAAGAGCUCCCUAAAUCUAAUAUUCGGCGGUGAUACCAACAAGGUAGAUGAGUCCUUCAUGGAACAACUGGAGGUGAUCUGCAUAACGUUGAAUGCGCUGCAGUUGUCCUUGAAUAUAGUGGUUUAUGCCGUGAUCAAUCCAUCGUUUAUGCCGGAGUUUUUCCUGUGCAUGAAGGGCACCUCUGAUAUAUGCUUCGGAUUGUGUUGUUUCCGGGCUCUGCGAAGGCUUUGGACUCGCUGCCAGGCUCGGCGACAGCAACAGGCGACGGCGGAGGAGCGAGUGGUCAGCAGUGUGAGUCCCCAGCAUCUGCCGGCGGAUGAGGCUCUGCCCUGCGGCUGCGAGAGUUGGGCGAGUGAUUCCGGAUGCAAGAUAAAUGCCCAUUGCAAGACGGCAGUGGGUACAUUCACCAUGAAGGAUUCGGAACAAGACGAGGAGGUUCUUGGCUGCCACGAGUCAGAGGUUUUCUACACCAGAUCAAGCGCCUGCUUGCACUCAAAAGACUCCGCUCCCGACGAGGACUCCAUAUUUAGUUCUAGCUUUAUUAUAAUCACUUAA